Molecule: messenger RNA, 1101 nt
Organism: Beta vulgaris subsp. vulgaris (sugar beet)
Lineage: Eukaryota; Viridiplantae; Streptophyta; Magnoliopsida; Caryophyllales; Amaranthaceae
Exons: 1
Coding region: 1-1101 (366 amino acids)
Molecular function (GO): nucleic acid binding; RNA-DNA hybrid ribonuclease activity
Source: RefSeq, a predicted model, not a curated record
AUGAAGAUUUUACGUAACACUAUCCUUGCCACUCAUAUUCCACAACAAGAGACUGAGGAUGAGAUUGGCUGGAGCCACUCAAAAUCCGGCAUCUUCACAGUCAAGACUGGCUAUUGGUUUCUCAAUAGAGAUGACAACCUUCAUACCUCUAAUUCAUCUUUCUGGAAUCAGUUCUGGAAAUCUAGCAUUUUUCCGAAGUGGAACUUCUUAUGGAAAAUUUUAAACAAAGCCUUGCCAACAUCUGACAAUCUAGCUAAAAGGAAAAUCAAGGGGAUUAAUGCAACUUGUUGCUUGUGCAACAAGGAAACCGAAACCCUGGAACACUUGUUUCGAGAUUGCCAUAUUGUUCAACGAAUUUGGAGCUGCUCCUUAGGAAUUGUGGCAUCAAAUGGCACUAUCCUUCCUCUUCAGGAAUGGAUCAAAAACUUUUUGAAUUGGUUCAAAAAGAAGAAAACCGAGGAAGGGAUACUCAUGGAAAUAGAUUUUGUUGCUACAUUGUGGGGAAUUUGGAUUCACCGGAAUGAAGUCAUCUUCAAAGGAAUUUCUUUUGAUCCGGGAAGGAUAAUGACCAUAAUAAAUGAUCAGUCUGCUUGCGCCGGAAAAGAAAGGAACAACAAGGAAAGGAGAACGACACGAGAGGAGGAGUGCAGGGUGACAGAAGACUUGAGUAAUCUGGAAUGGUCCAUAGGAAAGAAGGACGCUUCUAGCGUCCAAACCAUUGUGGUGGAUGGCGCUUGGAAGAGAAACACAAGCUCUAACCAGUGCCAAGCGGCCAUAGCAUGGAAAAACAUAAACAACGACCCCCGGGAAGAGUCAGCGACAAAGAUUUUUGCCAAUUCAGCAGUCCAAACAGAAGCAUAUGCCGUACUAAAAGCAAUAUCGGAUAUGGAAUGGCGCAGUGCGGGCCUCAUCAUAAAAUCGGAUAACUGUGAAGUUAUCGCGGCCCUAAAAAGUACGCAUAGCACAAAUCAAAACAUAGACAAUAUCAUUAGGGAUAUCAGGAGGAAAGCCAAUAGCUUUCUAUUUAUUUCUUGUAUUAAGGUAAGUAGAGAGGAGGUCAAAUUAGCUCAUAAUCUUGCCACCUUGGCAAGGAAAAGCUAA